ACUCCAGUCCAGGGUAUAUAAGUAUGUAUGACGAGAAGCCGAUACUUUUCAACCAGCGUAGACCUGCAGACAGACACAGAAGCAACCAGCAGUCCAAACGCUAAAUCCAGGUUUUUAUCCAAACCUUUUUCUAUUUAGAGUAGACCUGAGACGAAAUAAGAGCUUGAUGGGAAUCGGCAAGAAACGGAGUACCUGACUGCACAUACAGUAGUCAUUUCUGUCGCUGUGAUUAGUCGCUGGAACAUAUCUCCGCUUGUGUGGCGCCAGACCUUUGACCCCUGAAGUCCAGCAUUGAGAAGCGGCUUAAUGGUACAAACUUAACCGACAGACCUGAGAAUCAAGAUGUUUGAGAUGCCUGCUUUCCCCCGAAUGACCUUCCUGUUGCUUUGCAUUGUGGGUAUGACCUUGGUGACAUCUGGCUUCCCGCAGUCUCGACUACGUCUCAGAAGUCCUGAUGAUUCAGAGGAACCUACAGGAGAUGACUGGGAUGUCCUCUUCCCCUCCAUCUCUCUCCGUGAUUGGAGAGUUCAAAUGAUGUCACCGCCCAGCCUCGGCGCUGCAGCCGACAGCAGGGCAGGACUGAUGAGGGGGGCGUGGCUGUUUGCCCCCGAGAGGCCAGAGGCCAGCGUGGAGAGGGCGUGGCCUGCCGAGUGGUCGCCUCAGGGUGCCGGCGUGGUGAAGAGGAACAUGGUGGUGGCUGAUGACUCUGCCUUCAGAGAGAAGAGUAAACUCCUCACCUCCAUGGAGAGACAGAAGUGGCUCAACUCCUACAUGCAGAAACUACUCGUGGUUAAUUCGUAAUAAUUUAUUCUUUACAGCCCUUUAUUCAAAUCAAACCACCUCUGCACCCUGACCUAGCAAAAAGGGUUUUUAAGUUAUACCCAAGUCUUAUUAUUGCUCAGUCAUUAACUUAUGAGACAAGAAUAUACUGUAGACAUCAAAAGGUCAUGGACCCAUUAGUGCUCAAGUCUAGCAUCUUAACGCUCAUAUUCCUGUUUUGCAGCACUUUAACAAUCAUAUGGUGCUGGA
Etheostoma cragini (Arkansas darter) is the source of this 1029-nucleotide messenger RNA. It is a transcript of the gene pth2, whose product is annotated as parathyroid hormone 2. The record is from RefSeq and is a predicted model, not a curated record. Lineage: Eukaryota; Metazoa; Chordata; Actinopteri; Perciformes; Percidae. The coding region runs from base 343 to 801 and encodes 152 amino acids. Gene Ontology annotation, biological process: neuropeptide signaling pathway. Gene Ontology annotation, cellular component: extracellular region. The transcript is spliced from 4 exons.